This is a messenger RNA of Symbiodinium necroappetens, 151 nucleotides long. The record is from the annotation of a GenBank genome assembly. Lineage: Eukaryota; Dinophyceae; Suessiales; Symbiodiniaceae.
GAUGAAGACGCACAUGUUCAAGAAGAUUCGGAAGCAAAUCGCCAGAGCGAUGACUCUGAGGCGCCAGCGUGAGAUUGCUCGGGGCAUCACCCGGGAGCAGAGCCGCCGCAUGCGACGGCGGCGGCGCCUGGAACUGAAGGUGAAGUACGAG